Messenger RNA from Tetrahymena thermophila SB210, 5247 nucleotides. RefSeq names its product CnjB protein. Gene Ontology annotation, molecular function: nucleic acid binding; zinc ion binding; nucleosome binding. The transcript has 14 exons. Gene Ontology annotation, biological process: transcription elongation by RNA polymerase II; nucleosome organization; transcription elongation-coupled chromatin remodeling. Lineage: Eukaryota; Ciliophora; Oligohymenophorea; Hymenostomatida; Tetrahymenidae. The record is from RefSeq and is a predicted model, not a curated record. Gene Ontology annotation, cellular component: transcription elongation factor complex.
AUGGAGAUCGAAGUAAAUUUACAAAUUUCUAACUAGAUUGCUGGUGAUAGAGAGGUUUAUUAAAGGACAAAGUAAGAAAUGUCAGAUUAAUAUUGCACUACAAAGAUUAGUUCUACUGAAACCAAUGAUAUUGAAAGUGACUGUGGGAUAAGCUAAUGCAUAUCACCAAUUGGGAGCGAAGAGUUUUUAAAAAUUAAGUCCGAGUCUCAAGAAAAGCUAAAAGAUCCUUAAAGCAAGACCGCUUACAUUAUGCUGUAAAAAAGGAGACACGUUUAGCUGGACCAAAUAACUGAAAUGGAAGAUGUGAGUUCAUCUGUGAUCUCAGAUUCUGAUGUUCAGCAGUCCUAUGAGUUUUAGAGAAAAAUGAUCAAAGUGUCUUCUCAAUUUAAUGCUUACCUUGAUAAAAAUAUUUACUGUGAUCAGACAACAUCCUACGCUCCAAUUGCAUAAUCAACUCCAGAAGCUGAAGAGUAAAAAAAGAGCUUUGCUACAAAUUUCAACAAAAACUUCAAUAGCGAAAAAAUGAGCAAAAUAUUCAGCUCUUCAAAGGAUAUAAAUCUUGUAUAAACAGAUGUCCCAGAGAGAUUUCAGCUACUCCUUAAUAAUUUCGUUGCAGGAAAGUAGAUCAACGAAGAUGUUAUGAAGCAUUUAGUAAGAUGGAUAUACAGUAAUCUUUCUUAAAAAGAUGGAACUAAUAAAAUUAAACUCGAGACUGUUGAAAACGUGGUUAGAUUAGUUGUUUAACAAAAAAUGGAAGUUAUGACAAUUUGGAAUAACGAAAGUAACUUCAUUCCUAAUAUAAGCAUCUAAACACUCUGGGAUAUCUUUAACUUGAUGAUUAACUACAAAGAUGAAAUUUAUUUCCCAAGAAGCAGAAAUGAAGAAGUUGUAAUUGAAAUGUACUCUAUCAGAUAGAUAAGUGAUAUUAUUUAGUUUUUCAUGAAUGUGGCCUAGAAUAGCAAAGAAUUCAAUGACAUUUAGCAACACCUAAAUUACCUAAAGUGCUGUUUUGAGAUUUAGGCUAGAAAAGUUUCUGAUUUACUCUAAAGCCAUCUGACCAAGAUUAAUUAAGCCAGAGAGUACAAUAUUCCUUAAAUUAUAUAUUAAUAUUUUGAUGAUUCUUCUUGCUGUGCUGAGAUGCUUUUCCCAAAAAUCACAGACCUAGCUCCUUAUAAAGAAGAGUAUGAAGCUAAGUUCAAUCCUAUCAGAUAGCAAGCAUCUUAAAAAUUGAUCAACCAAAUGGAGAUAUACAAUGAAGAAAAUCUAUUGAGUCAUAUCUAUUAGAACUAUACUCAGCUUUCCUAGUAAGAAAGACUUAAUCUAUCAGAAUUAAUUUAAGACUACAUCUGCAUUGACUUUCUUUACAAUCCUAUAAUAAAGAAGUUUAUUAUUGACAAUUAUAUGAAGUAUGCAGUUUUAUCAACUUCUCCUUAGGCUCAUGUAAUAGGAUUCAACAUUUAUCAUGAGUUUUUUGCUGCCAAAAAAAUCAUAAAAAAGCCUCUAAGUGAGAUUACGAGCAAUGAAUUUCUGACUAUCCUUUAGGCUAGCUAAUAGAACUUAAUUGAAUGCAAAAUUCUAUUGCCUUGGUAAAUAGAUCAAGGCGAAGACUUGAUUUAUAGAGAGAUUAGCUAACAUUUUUAACCUCAUUUAGCUAGCAAGUCUGAAUCACUUAAUUCUUAUACCUAAAAUCUUCUUCAAAGGCUCUUAAAAAACUAUUUAUAUCCAUACGCUCAACAAUAAGUAUAUAAACAUCUUGAAAAUAAAUCCUUAACUGAAGUAAGAGAUAUCUGUGUUUCUAAAUUCAAAGAAUAUAUAAGCUAUGGUCCAUAUCUUAUUAGAGAUAGACAGGAUUAACUUGUAAAGCCUGAAACAAUAUUGUCUUUUUAUGUGCAUGAAAGCUCUGGAAUUGUUGGAGUUUCAAUGAUAAGCUAGGACGGAAAAGAAAUUCACAAGAAUUGUUUGGAAUAUUAUUUUAAUGCUGAUAAAUUAGUAUCAUAAAAGAGAGAACAAGAAAUCAAAAAUUUAUAUGAAUUUAUUAGAAACAGAUAACCUUAUGUCAUUAUUGUUUCAUCAAACUGCUCUAGAGCUCUUGUACUGAAAUCUAACCUCUAUAUUCAAUUUAAGAACUUAUGCAGGAACAUUCUUAUGUGUGAACAAACUUUGAUGACUUGCUACUUAAACUAGUCUUCUUUUAUCCAGUCUCCUAAGGAUAAAUACAUAUUCUUAGCAAGAAAAUAAGCAAAGGCAUUUUAGUUUAGACUAUUGGAAGUAUGCUCACUUUGGAACUAUGAAAGCAAUCCAUUGCUUGAGAUUAAGCUUCAUCCUUUCUAGAAAAAGGUUGACAAAAAGGAAUUAUAAAUUAGAUUUGAAUAAGUUAUUUAAGAAAGAAUAUGCCAAGAUGGUUUAGAAUUCAAAACACUAUUUGAUAAAAAUCUAUCGUUUAAAGAUUGCUUACAAUUUAUACCAGGUUUUGGUCCAAGAAAAUCUCAUUUCUUUAUCAGUUAGUUUGAAUAAGGCAAAGAUUUCAAAGAAAUUACUUCUAGAAAAAAGUGCAUUUAGCUCAAUUUGAUGGGGGAGAAUCUUAUUGUCAACUGUAUGGCUUUUAUGAUGUUCUCUAAAUCUGACAAUCUCCUAGAUCAAACUAAAAUACCUUACAAUCAGUAUUUCAUUGUGAAUCAUAUUGUUGAAACCAUUGACAAAUGCUAAUUGCUUGAUUAAACACCUCAACAAACUGCUGUUUAAUCAGGUGAUAUGGUAAAUUUCUAAGGUUAGUUAUAGAAAAUGAUUUCAAAACCUGAAGUUUGGAUGAACAACUUUGACAUUAAUGAUUAUAGCAAACUCUUAGAAAAAAAUUAUCAGAGACCAAAUAUGGUAAUUGUUUUGUCUAAAAUAUUAGAAAAAUUGUGUGCGUUAUCAAAUUUAAAUGAAAAAAUGAAAAUGAUCCCACCUGAAUUGAGCUUGAAAUAAAUUUUUGAGUCAAUCUACAACAUUCAUCCAAAUUGCAUUAGAAAAGGUGCUUAGCUCAUGUUAAAAUUUAGAGAUAUUACUGAAAAAUACAUUGAAUUUACUUCAAAGGAUUUCAAAAUUAGAUGCAGACUAAUGAAGUCAGACAUUCCUAAUGGGCUGGCAGUAGAAAAAUUCUAUUAGAAAAAAAGGAAUGCUGAGAUUGAACUGAUUCUUGAUUCUACCAAAGUGUUUGAAAAUCAAAAUGAAAAUACUCAUUAAAUCGAUGCGAUCUUCGAUAACAAAGUAACAUUCACUUAUCCGGAUUACAAAGCUCUAGCAACGCAGAUUGUGACAGAGUUCAAAGACAAAAACCCUUAUUUUGGUCAGUUAGAUUAAACAGACUUACCUUCCACGAGAGUAGACUUAAAAUCUUAGUUUAAUAUAUUCUCUAAAGAAAUGGAAAAGAAUCCUCAUAAUGUGAUUGAUCUUACUGAAAGUACUCCAUCUUUCUAAAUGCAAUAGCAGUGUAAACAAAUUUAAGAAUCUUCUUCUUCUUCUUGGGCUAACUCUUCCGGCUCUUCUACUGUAUAAAGUAAUUAAACUUGGGCUAGUAACGAUUCUAAUCAGGGAUGGAAUAAUAGCAACUAAGCUUAAAAUGAGCAGUCGCUAAGAUAAAAAGAUAAUUCUUAAUCAGAAUUUAAAAAACCUUUUAAUAAGAACAACAAUUAGAAUGAUUUCUCAGCAGGUGAUAAUUCUUCAUCAUCAUGGGGUACCAGUUAAACGAAACCCUCUUGGGAGUCUAAAUAAAGUGAAUCUAAUAACUUUAACGACUAGCCUUUGAGAAGUAGAAAUUAGUAGUAAUAAAACUCAAAUUUUAAAAAUGAUAACAAUUCAUUUGGGAAUAAAGAAUAGUCCUCAGGAUGGAAUUAGUCUAAUAACAAUAAUAAUAGUGAUACGAGUGGAUGGGGUAAUAGUAGCAAUGAUUCAGGCUAAAAUGCUUCCAAAGAAGAUGGAUGGGGUUCUUCCAAUAAUAAAACUAAUUCUAAUGAAGGAGGAGGAUGGGGAUAAAACAUGAAUAAAUCUUCUGAUAAUGAUUGGAGUAAAUAGGAUAAUUCAAGUAGCUGGGGUGGUGCUUAAAAUAACAAAGCUCCUACUAAUAAUUUAGCAAAAAGUAGCUCAAACGAAGGAGGUGGAUGGGGAAACAACUCAUCAUCUUCUUCUUCAAAUAAUUGGGGAGCAUCGAAAGACCAAACUUCUACAAAUGAAAGUGGUGGAAAUGGCUGGAAUUCUUCAUAAAAUAAUGAUAACUCAGGAUGGGGAACUUCAAAUACUUCAUCAUCUAGUAAUUUUGGCUAGAAUUCUGGUAGAGAAAGAAACUAAAAUGGAGGUAACAAGGGAAAAGGCUGUUUCAAAUGUGGCAAAGUUGGUCAUAUGGCAAAAGACUGCACAGAACCAUAGCAACAAGGCAGAAAAUAAAGUGGCGCUUGCUUUAAAUGCAACCAAGAAGGCCACAUGUCUAAAGAUUGUCCAAAUCAAUAAUAAAAAAAAAGUGGAUGUUUUAAAUGCGGUGAAGAAGGGCAUUUUUCAAAAGAUUGCCCCAAUCCCCAAAAAUAAUAGCAAUAAAAACCUAGAGGGGGCGCAUGUUUUAAAUGCGGAGAAGAAGGGCACAUUUCAAAAGAUUGUCCUAACCCUUAAAAACAGUAGUAAAAAAAUACAUGUUUUAAAUGUAAACAAGAAGGCCACAUUUCCAAAGAUUGUCCAAACUCAUAAAACUCAGGAGGAAAUAAGUGCUUUAACUGUAAUUAAGAAGGUCAUAUGUCAAAAGACUGUCCUAACCCAUCUUAAAAGAAAAAAGGAUGCUUCAAUUGUGGAGAAGAAGGUCAUUAAUCUAGAGAAUGCACUAAAGAGAGGAAGGAGCGUCCACCACGCAAUAAUAACAACAAUAAUAAUGGUAAUUUUAGAGGAAAUAAGCAAUUUGGAGGAGGUGGAAAUUCUAAUGGAGGCUAAUCAUGGGGAACUUCCUCUGGCAGUGAUUGGAAUUGUUAAAGUAAUGUCUAAGAAAGCACAACUACAUCAUCUGGAGGAUGGGGUAGCAGUGGAUCUGGUAAUUAAACUGGAGGAGGAUGGGGAUCUAAUGAUAACCAAUAAUAGCAAAAUGAAAAUACAGGAGGAGGCGGGUGGGGAUCAUCCAAUUCAAAUUAAACCAAUAAUGAGAGUUCUUGGGGUUCAAACAAUCAGGCAUCUUCAGGUGAAAAUUAAAAUAACUAGUGGGGUAACGGAGGAGGAUCAGGUGGUUGGUGA